This is a messenger RNA of Mesorhabditis belari, 1893 nucleotides long. Lineage: Eukaryota; Metazoa; Nematoda; Chromadorea; Rhabditida; Rhabditidae. The record is from the annotation of a GenBank genome assembly.
AUGAUCAUGUCGUCGUUGCCCGGACCCUCGUCGUCGCCGGGUCGCUCAUCGUCGGAGAGUCUCCUCAUCGUUCCAUCACAUUUUCCGUCCGCUCGUUCCUACGAUCCCUUCAACAGUUCGCUGCCCGGUCUGCCGAAUAACGUAGCGCCGACAAUGCAACACUGUAUCGAGUCUCUCGGAAGAGCCGGCAUAGAUCCGUUUCCGCCUCCUGAGCUGGGCUUAUGGUGUAAUGCCACUUGGGACACGGUUUUGUGUUGGCCGCCCACUCCAGCCAACACCUCAGUCACUCUUCCAUGUCCUCCAUUGAAAGGACUCGAUCCAAACAACGAUGUGUACAAGGUGUGCGAUGCGGCUGGGAGAUGGGCUGGGAAGAGGCCGGGGAAAUACGAAAACGCGUGGGGAUGGACGAACUUCACCGCUUGCUUUAAGAUCAAGUUCGAGGAUCUCAAAGAAAACAAUGCGCCAAAAAGCAUUGCAGAGAACAUCACAAAAGCGUGCCAUUGGUCAUCGCGAUGGAUGGGUCGAAACGAGACGGAUUUCGGUCGUGAUCACGGUUGGACGAAUUUCACAAUGUGCUACACGGAUGAAGUGAUCUACAUCAUGGAGCAUCUCACAAAUGGAUCACUCUCCAUUGCACAAGAUGUGGCAAAAAAUGCUCGAAAAUUGGAGUUCGUCGGACUAGGACUUUCUCUGAUUUCGCUGGUUGUUUCGAUUUGUAUUUUUUCGUAUUUCAGACGAUUGCGCGUCUUUCGAAAUCUUCUUCAUUUGCAUUUAAUGGUCGCGAUUUUAAUGGUUGUUAUUAUCAGAUUAAUUUUAUAUGUGGAUUUGAUAUUCACCGAUCGUCUAGGCCCACAACAAAAUCAUGGUGAUGGACGAACGAUUAACACUAUGGUAUUUGUUUGCGAAGCUAUGUACUUUUUACUUGAAUAUUUCAAAUCAGUCGCUUUUGAGUGGAUGUUUUUAGAAGGUUUCUAUUUACAUAAUCAAUUGGUAUUAACCGUUUUCUCGGCUGAACCCCGAUUACAACCGUAUCUUAUUGCGGGCUACGGUCUACCACUACUCCACACAUCAAUAUGGCUGCUUGCAUUACUCUAUAAAAAGGAUUUUAAAGUGGAACGAUGUUUGGGCUCGUACUAUUUGGAACCGGAAUUCUGGAUCUUAGAUGGACCUCGUUUACUUGAACUUGUGAUCAAUAGUUUCUUCAUUUUCAAUGUGAUUCGCGUUUUAUGGAGUAAAGUGAGAGGCGAAUCGCAUAACACCAGCGAGUUAGCGCUGAUCAGAAAAUCCGUGAAAGCGGCGCUGAUGUUGAUUCCUUUAUUGGGAAUACCGAAUAUCAUGCAAACGAUCCCUUUCUCGCCAACAAAGGAUAAUAUUAUGAUUUUUGCAAUAUGGACAUAUUGUGCAUCGUUCACGUACAUGUAUCAAGGGUUGAUGAUAUCAAUCAUUUAUUGCUUCACCAAUCGAGAGGUGAAUACGGUGAUCAAAGCGUUCUACUCGAGAUAUCGAUUACAACAUACGACAAGCACCGAAUUGAGAAGAGGCUCGCGCACUAUACCAUCGAAUUUUCAGACGAAAAACGGGACGAAACGAAAAAGCACCAGUACGCAGGCGAAUACGAUAGAGGAAGAUGUAACGACGGUGAUUGAUCAAUCGGAUAUGAAUGGAUCGUCGAAAUUGAGCCCGUUUAUGUCGACGAGAUCGAAAAAAGGCUCUGGAGACUCGACGGCACGACUUGUACUCCCGACAACUACUGAAGAGUACACAGUGGGCAACAAUAACGUGAAUGGGACACCGAACGGGUACGGGACAACUGAGUGGACACCGCUACGAGGCGAAAAGGGUAACAGUAAAAAAGCGUCAAAUGCCCGAAAUUCGCGUGACCGAAGUGCCUAC